CCAUGCAGGUACAGUGGCUCCCAUAUGACAGAUACGGUGAGUCUAAAGGAGCAGACAACAAAAAUAUACAAGGGCUACAUAGCGAACAUAACAAAUACAACUGUUUAUUAUGGAUUCUCAUGACAAUUAAGUUGGCAUACACUACGCAGUGUAUGUGAAUUGACGCUUUUUACUCUCGCACGCAAGUUUUGACAUGGUUUCGGCUUAACAGUGAAGAAGGUGGACUUUGUAACAUUUAUUGCGCAAGUAAUAAAUUGAACUACUCAAACGAAUAAAAAAUCUAAGAAGCUAGAUAUCAUUGUGAAGGCAGCAAAAUGCUUUCUGGAUCUCCAGGACAGGCGAAAUUGUUACAGGGAAUACUGAAUGAAGAGGCCACCCCUCCCAGGUUCCUGAGCCCGUGUAGGGAUCUGAAUAUACCUUUUAAUCCGACUGAAGGAGUAAAGUUUUUGUUUACUUUAGACAUUUAGAAGUAUCUUUUUUCACCUUUCCCUUAUCCCUGUUAUUUUGAGUAAACGUUUAUCAGUUUUCACCCCAUCCAGUAGAUGGCAGACCGCCAGAAUACCAUAGAAGGAAAAGCUUCCUGCCUUCGGUUCUGCUUCUGCGUACAAUCAUUUUUGUGUUAGGAAGUCUUGUGUACUUGUCGAAAUGGCCGAGGGUGAUAUCGAGGAAUUCAUUGAACAAAACAGGCAUUUGUCCGAGCUUGUAGAUACAUAUCGUGGUAUCUCCGAAAGUGAAAAACAUUGGAAGGCCAGGAGGGCCUUCCUAUUCAGAAAUAUAAACGACUUUGAGGACCCACACAUUGAUCAGCUGCUUGCUUUGUCCAUGGUAUGGGCCAACAACGUGUUUCUUGGCUGUCGAUACAGUCCAGACCUCUUGGAGAAAGUGAAUGAAAUGGCCGAAGGAAUUGUUGUGGAGGAUGCCCCUGUUUUCAAAACCAGAGAUGAGAUCAUGAAAAAUCAGAAACGAUGAAUGGAUGGAUGACCUGCUCCGUUAUGGAUGGAUUACGUUACUGUCCAACUUUACUCAGCUGCAUAUGGUUUUAAGAUGUUAUUUUAAUAACAUGCAAGCUUCUUGUUUUUAAUUUUUUUGUGUAUUACAACAUGUAACACAAGCUAAACAUUUUAUACAUUAAAAUAAUUUUAGGUGA
Oncorhynchus mykiss (rainbow trout) is the source of this 1147-nucleotide messenger RNA. Its product is annotated as XRN2 binding domain-containing protein 1. Lineage: Eukaryota; Metazoa; Chordata; Actinopteri; Salmoniformes; Salmonidae. The record is from RefSeq and is a predicted model, not a curated record.